Molecule: messenger RNA, 4311 nt
Organism: Porites lobata
Lineage: Eukaryota; Metazoa; Cnidaria; Anthozoa; Scleractinia; Poritidae
Source: the annotation of a GenBank genome assembly
GUCUAAUCCGUUCAUAAGGUGAACUGGGUACAGGAACGCACGUUCAGUCCUCAAAGAACAAUUUCCAAUCGAGUCUUUAACUCUCUUGAUACGUUCAGCAAUACCGUAACCAAAACAUGGACGGUGAGCCCCUUAAAUAUUCUCUUCUAUGAUUAGUUGUUUCUUUUGCUCUGAAUUUCAGUAAUGCAUGAAGUUUAUAAACACAAGUCGAUUCACAGGUAGCCCAAGCUCACUAUGAGAGCCCUGAACAACAUUGUCCUACUUAGCUAAUUAAUUGUUCAUACAGCAAGAAAAUUAUAAGACGUUAUAUGAAGAAAUAUUCUUUGCUCACUAAAUUAGCAAAAUGUACAUUGAAUAUCGCUUUGAAGCUUACCUUUAGCGUCUUCUUGUUUUUCUUUGCAUUCUGACUGCAUUUCAGACCUCCUAGGCACUGUUUAAGGCCUUUUUUGGAGCGACAGUUUUUCACCCAGAUGACAAUAGAGAGAAGAGAAGAGAAGCUGAAUAAUAAGCCAAGAGAAUACAAUUUAACAGAUUGCUGAGAUCAAGUUUUCAGUGUGUUUCUUAGAAUUAGAGCUUCAAAUUUCUAGGCCUUUCAUCAUCCAGUCGGUUAUAACAUAAUGAGAGUAUCUGAACAUUAUUUGCGUGUACAUGCCUUUAAGUAUAACCAUACUAAGGAGCAAACAACUUUUAUUUCUGAAACUAUAGGAGAAUACAAAGUGACCUUGCUGAUAUACAGUGGUCUUCCUGAUCCUGUUUGGACGAUUGGUUCUCAAAAUGAGAAGUUUCAGCAAAUAAAAGAGCUUCUGGACAACGCAAGAGCCAAAGGCAACAUCUUCGGUUACAAAAAUAUUCCUCCUCUUCUUGGGUUCAGAGGUUUCUUAGUACAACAAUCAGGAGCACAUGGAGAAGAACUGAUUUUAGGGAAAGAGACAGGGGACCUGCAAAAGCUGCUGCUUGAUACAAUGCCAAAAGAGUCAGUAAAAGACAACUUGCGCCAGAAAAUUUUACAGGCCAUCGAUUUAGGAGCUGUCUCGCCUAAAGAGCCUGAUGCGACCCAAGAUUCUUUGGCUUCAGUUAGUUCUCAAGUUCCCAGCAAAGAAGACAAAGGCGGUGUUGGGGUGAUACAACACUAUGCACCUAAAUAUAACCCGGAUAGGUGGAACAAGAACCCAGUGAUCCUCCGAUAUAACAACUGCUACAACUACGCAAACCAAAAAAUCACCAACAGCUUCGCUCAGCCUGGAUAUGCCAGCGGCUACUAUCCCUAUGACAUAACCCCAGAAGACUUGAUUAAGGCCUGCGAAAGUGACGGCUUAGUAAAGAUGGAUGUUGAUCCAAGUGCUCCUUGCCCAAAAGCACCACCACAACCAAACUGCUUAAUAGCCCUGCUUGUUGCCGAAGGUAAGAAAAUUAUCACUUCCUGUUUCUCCAGAGUGGCCAAAAACAAUCAUUUUUGUCUUGUCCUCAACUCCCUAUACCUCCAUGACACGGUAGAAACCCGUGAGAACAAUUUGCUUUUUCUCAAGUUCUUACAGUAGAUGGUAAUAAGUUCAGGUUUUUCAAAUCCAGAUUGUAUUAAAAUUGUAUUAUUGUAUAACAAUUUGAUUUGAUUUUCAACAUUGUCAUUUACAUUGCAGUUGAAGUGUUAAGAUUUUAGAAAUAAGAACCUGUUUCAAAUUUUAUGCUCAAUAGGUUUUUGUAUAGAGAGGGCCUAACUGGCAAACUUUAAGAACCAGGGCCCGGUUGCAUAAAACGCCCGUAACAGUUACGGGUAUACGUACGUGUACUCGUAACUUAAGUCAGUUGCAUUAACUCACUUACGUGGUCCACUUAGGGAAUUCACUUAAGUGGUUGCACUUACGAUUUUCGUAAGUAUCCACUUAAGUGUAAUUUAUGCAACAGAAAUUGCGGGUGUUGCAUAAAACCUUUUUUGCGGGAAAAUUAGCACGUAAAUUUACAGGCCCUAGGUAGGUCCCGUAUCCUUAUUGUUUUUACUAAAGUUAACGAGAUCUUUUACUAAGAGGGGAAAAAGAUUGUUUUUUUCUUUACGUAAUUCCGUUCUAAUGCGCUUUGUUAACCUCUGAUGUACAAUUUAAAACCGUCGUUAAGAAAAAAGAAGAACAACAAAAAUUUCCAGUGGAUAUUGAAGUAAAAUAACGAUUUCAUGUAAACUUUAUUUGAAUGAGAGGCUUAAAAAGGUGUUCGAAACGAAUUGACACUUUCUUUACACUCACCGAUGGUUAUCUUAAUUUAAAAAAAUAGAGUGAGUCAAAUUAAUAAUUUAAAGUACCAUAACAAAGUUACUCGUGCCCUUAAGUAAGGGAUUCGUAAGUGACAUACUUAAGUGGGCACUUAAGUGCAGGUUUUAUGCAAUCGGGCCCAGGGUCUUACUCAGUCGCUGGUUUUUACUGUAAAUCGGUGUACCGUUAUCAUUUGGUUUCAAAGUUUCUUGUACUAAUUUCGUCUUCAAAUUAAUAGAAUGGGCUCUAAGCUAAUAUGAGAACUUUGGUAAUCUCGAAUGGUGGGUGACUAGAGUUCAGUGAAGGUUUGAAUGGGCUGUUAACCACGCUGAUAAUACAUUAAUUUGCUUCGAAAGGAGCUAACUAGUGCGGCCUCUUGAAUUGUAAUCAGUGGUAUUGAAGUUUGUGCAAUUACCGACAGCAAUUGAUAAGGAAAAUUAUACUACACCGAUGAGGCAAAAAGUCUAAACAAAUCUUUUUCGUACUUUAUUUCUUUAUUUUUAGAGGUGGAUUACCAUUGUUAUCGCUUGGAUGACACUAAUCCCCCAGGGUACUGGUCUCAGAAACUUGGGGGAACGCCUGUCACUGACCUUGACGGAAAAGGAAACAUGAUCACUGACCCAAGGACAGCUGUCAAUCCGAAGUUUGGUCCCGAUUACAAGUUUGUUACUUUCAUGAAGAUCUGUAUCAACAUUAUUGAUGGACCACUCAGCCCUCCAUAGUCUGAAAAGCCUGAGUUUUUAAGUUUCAAGGAACCUUCGCUGCAUAUGAACUUUGGGACUCUAAAAUUUUAAAAUUGUCUCUUUUGUCAUUCAGUAAAAACGUAAAAUAGAUUUUGAUUUCUUAGUAGUUUCAGUACAUGAACUUUGUCAGCUUUUCGCGAUUUAUUAAGUUAACGGCAUCUAUUUAAAGAUUUCGUUCAUAUAUUAAUAAUCAACGACAACAACAAUAAAAACCUUUAUUUGCAUGACUAUAAUAAUAGUUAUAGCAGAUUGCAAAAGUUACGUAAAAUAAGAACGAAAAGAGAAAGAAAUAAUGAUUAUGAUAUCAAUAACAGAGAACCAAGUGACAUUAUUCUUACGUACUGCAGAACACUGUCACGAUCCGCUGAUUAUGUAGUCUGCAAAACAGUCCGUAUUUUUGCGUAUUCAAGUACGCGCGAGUAGUCAAACAAAAGGUCUGGAACGAGGCUGUAAAAGGCUCGCGCGCCUCGCGCGUAAGACUCUUACGGCACGCUUUACCGAUUUCUUUACUGAUUUUGAGAAAAAAAACCCGACUGUUUUGCAGUCUACUGAUUAAGUACCUUGGCGUGGUGGAUUAGCUUGUGUGUUCCUAUGACCCGGAGAGCUAAGCUGGCGGGAGCAAGUCUCCUGGCAGGUUUAACCAUGCCAGACAGGUUGAAGGGUUGGAACCAGACGAAAACUUAAUCUACUAGAGGAGUAAACCUCGAUGACAAAAAAUCCAGGACUGGGCAGCAGCUCUUCUGUAGCACUGAUAGGCAAAUACUGGCAGACAGAUAUUAUGGCUAUUUGUGUUUUGAUCGAUGGCGGAUGAUGAAUGACACUGUUAAAGACAACGGCAUGGAUCAGCCAUUUCUCAUUAGUAGAAAACUGCGGUUACGAGUAGGAGUUGCGACCACUAGUACUGAAUCGUACUUCCUCUUGGAAGUGUGAAAGCAACUGAAAAGCAGCAACAGCAAGCAAGCAUGCAGCAAGCAAGCAAGCAAGUCACGAAAAUUAUUCAAUAACGUAGAUGUCAAAUGUGGUUUCAGAUUCGGUACAUCUAAUGGAAUUUAUAGACUUAACACUCUUUGUGCGAUUUGCUACAAAAACGGCAACUAUACCUUAUUGUAUUUUUGUUUUUGUGUUUCAAUGAUAAGUUGAAUCAAUUAUAGAGGAGUUUAUGGACGUUUUUGUCCCAGUUUUUGGAUUUAUUUGUCGUAGUCUAGUAUGAAAUAGACAACAAAUUCUCAUACUAUUCAAUGACCAGUUAAGAAGCUUACUGUCAGCUGUAAGGUUCCUGGUUUGCAUUAUGUUGUUAAAGAAACCUGUAAAGCGAUGGUCAAAUCUAC